This is a messenger RNA of Trichosurus vulpecula (common brushtail), 5357 nucleotides long. RefSeq names its product ATP-sensitive inward rectifier potassium channel 12. Gene Ontology annotation, biological process: potassium ion import across plasma membrane; regulation of monoatomic ion transmembrane transport. Bases 1 to 1695 code for a protein of 564 amino acids. The transcript has 2 exons. The record is from RefSeq and is a predicted model, not a curated record. NCBI's taxonomy places the organism in Eukaryota, Metazoa, Chordata, Mammalia, Diprotodontia, Phalangeridae. Gene Ontology annotation, molecular function: inward rectifier potassium channel activity. Gene Ontology annotation, cellular component: plasma membrane.
AUGACGAAGUGGACUUCCUUCAGGGCCACUGAGCCCUCAAAACCUGCCACCUAUUGGUGUUCCUUUAGGCAGAGGCGGCACCUGACACUCCCAGUCAGCAGUUCCCUCGGUGGGGCCCCGGACUUAGGUACAGGCUCUGCUUCCAGUCGACCUGUCAGGAAAACAGACAGGAGAUGGUCAGCAUCCUGGCCCAGGGCCAGACGUCCUCCAGCAUUAAGUGACCAUGCCUCUGUCCCUGCCCCUACUGGUACUCUCCCCAACUCAUUGGACCUGAGCGCUGGCCACAUCUGUAAAACUUUGGACUUCUCCCAGAGUGGAGCAGGCCCCAGCGGGUCAUCAGGGACAGGGGGGAGUCCAAAGAUCCAGGGGACCCCCCCGGCCCACAACACCAGUUCCUCAGGGAUGACUGCAGGGAGGGUCAACCCUUAUAGUAUAGUGUCCUCGGAAGAAGACGGCUUGCAUCUAGCCACGAUGCCAGGAGCCAAUGGCUUUGGCAAUGGUAAAAUCCACACACGCAGGAAGUGUCGCAACCGCUUUGUCAAAAAGAAUGGUCAGUGCAAUAUUGAGUUUGCCAACAUGGAUGACAAGUCUCAAAGGUACCUGGCUGACAUGUUCACGACCUGUGUUGAUAUCCGGUGGAGAUAUAUGCUGUUGAUUUUCUCUCUUGCCUUUCUGGUUUCCUGGUUGCUCUUUGGAGUGAUUUUCUGGGUCAUCGCCAUUGUGCAUGGGGACCUGGAUAGAUCCUCAGAUGAGAGAAACUACAAGCCGUGCAUUCUUCAGGUGCACGGCUUCAUGGCCGCAUUCUUGUUCUCCAUUGAGACACAGACAACCAUUGGCUAUGGCCUCCGUUGUGUGACUGAGGAGUGCCCCAUCGCUGUGUUCAUGGUGGUGGUACAGUCCAUCGUUGGCUGUAUCAUAGACUCCUUCAUGAUUGGGGCCAUCAUGGCCAAGAUGGCCAGGCCCAAGAAACGGGCCCAGACCUUGCUCUUCAGCCAUAAUGCAGUGGUGGCCAUGAGAGACGGGAAGCUUUGCCUUAUGUGGCGGGUGGGGAACCUGAGAAAGAGUCACAUCGUGGAGGCUCACGUCAGAGCUCAGCUGAUCAAGCCAAGGGUCACCGAGGAAGGGGAGUAUAUCCCCCUUGACCAGAUUGACAUUGACGUAGGUUUCGACAAAGGCCUAGACCGCAUCUUUUUGGUGUCUCCCAUUACCAUCCUCCAUGAGAUCGAUGAGGAGAGCCCACUGUUUGGCAUCAGCCGACAAGACUUGGAAACUGAUGACUUUGAGAUCGUGGUGAUCUUGGAAGGGAUGGUAGAGGCCACAGCCAUGACCACACAGGCCAGGAGUUCCUACCUGGCUAACGAGAUCCUAUGGGGUCACCGCUUCGAGCCUGUCCUGUUUGAGGAGAAAAACCAAUAUAAGAUCGACUAUUCUCACUUUCACAAAACCUACGAGGUCCCAUCCACUCCCCGUUGCAGUGCCAAGGACUUGGUAGAAAAUAAAUUUUUGCUCCCAAGCACCAACUCCUUUUGCUAUGAGAACGAACUGGCUUUUAUGAGUCGGGAUGAAGACGAUGAGGAGGAGGAUGAUAGUCGAGGUCUGGAUGACCUGAGCCCUGAAAACAGACAUGAGUUUGAUAGACUUCAGGCCACAAUAGCCCUCGAUCAGAGAUCUUACAGAAGGGAGUCAGAAAUCUGACCCCUGUGGUCCAGUCUCUUCGUCUUCUCUUUUCUCCUACAGUCCACCCAGGUUUAUGCAGAACAUUGUUAAGUGCCAUAGGGAUGGUUGAAGAUUUUAGUAGUGUCUUAGUAGUUUCACAUGUUACAUCGCAAUAACCUUGAAAGGGUUGGCAGGGAGAAGGAUAGGAAGUCACAAGCCGACCCCUGAGGGUUUAGACUUCCAGCCCUAGCUGGCUGGAGGGUCUUUCCCCAAGAUUCAGUUAGUGGGCUCAGAAGGGGAAAGGUAACGCCGCCCCCAGGGGCUGGACAGGGGCCUCAUUCAGCAACCAGGGCUUUUCCCUUGGAUGCCUGGUAAGACAGCAAAUAGCUCCUUGAAGUCAAAGGUCACAAAGAAUCUCAGUUUUGUGUAGCCUGGAACCUAAUCAGGUUAGAACAGACUGAGAAUUAACCUUAUGCCUGGCCAGGAGACACAGUUGAGCUUGCCUGGGGAUGGCAGCUGGGUAGGUGCGAUGCUGCACACUGGUUUUUAACUUAGGGGGGAGACAUCAGGUUUUUAAUUUUUCGACUUAGCGCUGGUGAGACUGUUUACAACAAAAAAAACAUAUAUAUAUAUUAAAUUAAAAUAUAAUUCCAAAAAAGAACAUUUUUUAAUCAACAAAAAAAUAAAACACAACAGAGCAGAACAAUAGAACAGAACUUCCCUCCCCCCCCCAUGGAAUGGAACAGCCCAAAGGAGGCCCCGGCAUCUGGCCAAAGGGGGUCAGGGAUACACUGGAACUGUCUCUUUUUCCUUGAGAAGGCUCCAUCCAUCCCAGGGAGGUGGACGCCAGUGUCCGCCCGUGGUGUUAGCAACAGCAAGCACAAUUAUUUACACCAUAGAUCAUGUUGCUCAUAAGGAAAUUUAGAUUCCAUUUGUAAUAGAAAAGCAAAACCAUAUUAAUAACAAUAAUAAAAACUAAAAAGUAUGGUUUCGGGGGGAGGGUUGGGUCAAGGGAAGGGACUGGUUUAAGAUCUCUUUGCACCUUAAGAUACAUUUCAGUAUGAAUCAUCCCCGAGUUGAACCCAUCCCCUUUCGUGUGGCUUGAAGGCCACUGCUCAUUGGAAAUGGUAGGAAUUGGCAAUGUUGGGUUUUAUUUUUAUAUUUGUUUUCAUUUUUUCUUAACCACCCAACUGUCUGAAGCCCGAGAAAUCACGUUAUAUUUUGAGUUGAGCAAAAAGUAGGUUAUUGCUUACUCUGUCUUGGUCUCCUCAGGCAAUGUGAUAUAAUGGGAGGAAUCCUGCAUAAGGAGUCUCUAGACCUCUGACACUUAUCAGGUAAAUCACUUAAUCUCUUGAGCCACAGUUUCCUCAGAGUCAGUAGAAGAAGGAGGCUAGUUUGGAUGAUCUUCCCUGGUCUCAUCUAACUCUAAAAUCCUAUGAUCUUUCUUCAACAAUUGGCAGUUUGGGGACUCACGAAUUGCCACCUUGGAUAGUCAUGCCAUGUGUGGAGAUCUGUCUGUCAAGUUUCCCAAAUAGCAGAAGGAAAACCAGGAAGGAAACUGACAAAAUGAAAAAACCCCACUCUGACUCAAACCGUCUUCACCCUCCAGGCACUUCGAAGUGGGUUGUGCGCACAAAGAGAUGAAAAAUUGUCCGGCUGAAGUUUCUUUUUACCUUAACCAUGAUUCACCCUUUUAAAAUCUUCCGUGAUGUACCUCCUAAAAAAAAAAAUCUCAUUCUGUCUCCUCUGCCACUCUAUGUAUCCCACCUUCUUAGCUGACUGUAGCACUGAGAAAUCAGCAACCCAGCCACACACACACACACACACAUAGAGAGUAACUGCCUACCCUGUGCUUUGGGGGAGGCUUGUGGAAAGGGCCAGUCCAGGUGUCCACUGUGAUAUUGGAGACCUGCCAUCCCAUCCUCUCUCCACCCCAGAAUGCUGGCUAUUUUAGAAAAAAUUAAAAAAAAGAAGAGAGCAUGCUGUUAUUCUCUGCCCUUCCCCUGGAUGUCCUGGCAGAGGCAUUCCCAAUCAUCCAUUACUAAGUGGAAAGGCAAAGAAUUUAGGAAGGGAGAGGUUGGACAUCCUGGUUAUCGCUAACUGACUUAGGUCAGGUGGUAUCGUCUAGGGCUGGCCAGGAAGAGCAAGUAACCCAGCUCAAUAGAAAGAGAGAUGGGUUUGGAGUCAGAGCACCUGAAUUCGAAUUCUGAUUCUGCCGCUUAUUGUCUGUGUGACCUUGGGUGAGCCAUUUCACCUCUGAAUCUCAGUUUACUCAUUUGUAAAAUGAAGAAGUUGGACUAGCUGGCCUCUGAGUUCCCAUCUUGCUCUCAAACUGAUUCCCCUAAAAUGUUCCACGUUUAUCCUUAAAGCCUCCUGCUACUUCUCUCUGUUCCCUGCCCCGUAGCAGCCACCCUUCUGGUGCCUACUAACAUCUGAGUCUCAUCACUUCGUUCAGUCUUAAUAUGGAACCCCCCUGAGAAUGUACGUAUGUAAUUUAAAAGAGGCACACAAGAAGAGGGCAGUUCUUGGCCCAAAGGAAUGUAUGUCUAGUAGAAUUUGAGGCACUGAGGCCAGAGAUAAUUUGGGCAGGGGGUUAUUCCCAUCAUCUAUGUCAGUAGCCUAUAUAUGAAGCCAUUUAUUAUUCUCUGACUGACUCCCAGAAUGAGCCAGCUGGUUGGCCACGGGAACCCUGAGAUAGAGUUACAAUGUUUCAGGGAUGGUGACCAAGUGCCAUCUGUCCCAACUCUGGCCCAGAAGGCUUCAGAAUCCAGACCCAGCAGAGCUUGGCCUCACCAUCCAGAUUUCGGGAGUGGGAAAGGGUUUUCUUAGGUGACUGGGAGUCAGUGAGUAGACAUUCCAAACCUGCCACCUCGGAAUGUUUGUUCUGGAGUUUGGCUUCAUUUUCAACUUUUUCUUUCCCCCUGACUUGGGAGAAAAAGCACCUGGAGUGUCAGAUCUUGAAGGAGUCUGAGAGGUUAUAUGGUCCAUUCAACAGAAGAGGCUAAUCAAAACCAGAGAGGUCAAGAGGCUUGCAAAUGGUCACAUAGCACGUUAGGGUCAGGACCAGGACUAGAACCUGGGAUUUCUGACUCCCAAUCCACAAUUAAUUCAGUACGGCUGGCUUUUUUCCCCCUUUUCUUUUUUUGAAACAGAAGGUGAGGAAACAAAGGAUCUGGGGGAAGGGGGAGGGGGAGGGUAGCCUUUGCCUUCCCUUGCCAAUCAUGUGGGGACAAUCCAUGCCCUUUCUCCAUAUCCUUUCUCUCCAAGGCUCAGCCCUUCUCUCUGCCUCCACCUGUUUCUUUGCAGCCGAUCUCAACCUCUUCUCCCCCUUAAGUGGAAUUUCCCAUGACUGAUAACCAUAUGACACUGGACCCAUCUUUGGUAUUUCCAAGGCAGGAAAUAGAUGCCUGCCGGGUCUCACCCACUCCAGCUGUCUCAAGACCCAGCCACAAAGGCUGGAGAUGACCUCCCACAUCCUUCCUACAGUCUGGGAUAGCUUAAGCAAUAGUAAGGGGUGGGAGGGGGGAAGGGGGGGUGUAGAGGGACAGGAUUCUCUUAUUUAUUUUUUAACUGCUUUUAGGUUCUUUCCAAGGUGCAAAAAUGCUGCUGUAAGUGUUCUUAGAGGCUUGAUGAUUUCUUAAUCUACAAGACAUGACUAAAGACUGAUUUUUUUGUUAAAGUAAUAAAUACACCAGAACUUA